AUGUCAAUCGUUCCGGAGAUAUUAUCAAUGACUAGUAAUAAAGAUAAUGUGUCUAAUGUAGAAACUCUUAAACUUGGUGCACCAUCUUCAAUCUCACAAGUUCUUCGCGGGCACUUGCUUCCGGAAAAUAUUCCACUGAUUUCACUCCCUCAUUCGUUAGAUACCAUUUCCUCUUACUUAGAUGCUUUUUUGUUUAAAAAUAGACCUGCCCCAAUAUUGAUUCUCAAUCUGUUGCGAGAUAUGAUUUCUUCCUUCGACUCGUGUUUAAUUGAAGAAAAGGAAAUUUUGUUGUCUUUGAUCUUUCCAAAGGUGGUUCGAUUUCUGAAUCUGAAUCCCCUUCAAAAAGAUCUUGUUUGUGCAGAUUUAGAAAAAUUGCUGUUGAAGUUUUCAAUUUCCAUUUGUAAGCAUCAUCAACCGUGCCAUGUUGAUUCGUACUCCAAAUCCUUGCCCAUUUUUUGGCUUCAUCUGAGUAGCCUUACGAUCGCCGAGUUACCGGAUCCAUCAAAUGUUGAUCCGAACAAUCUAAACGAUCUGUUUCGGCUGUAUAUGCAGACAAACAAAUCCGUUAUCUUCUUUGAAGUUAUCCCAAAAAAUCUUUUGUUCAAUAAUGAUAAGCUACUUACCACCAUACUAGAAUCUAGUUUGGGGGAAGAGUUGAUUGAUUCUUCUCACUGUCCAAUCCUUUUAAAGUGCCUGAAAAACGUCUCUGAUACCGACUUUACGAACCAAUCUGAUUUUGUUAGGAUCCAUCCGUCUUCGAUCCCCAAGCAGAAAGCUCUUAGCUCGAUUUUCAAGGGAUUUAUCCCUCUAAUACCCUGGACACUAAAAAAAAUCGAAUCUACUUCCCCCUGUUUCAAAAUCCUAACUCAGCAACCGGAUGGUGGUGUUGAUCCAGAGUCUCUCCAAAGCCUCCUCAGUAUUAUAAA
Mitosporidium daphniae is the source of this 926-nucleotide messenger RNA. RefSeq lists its product as uncharacterized. Lineage: Eukaryota; Fungi; Microsporidia. The record is from RefSeq and is a predicted model, not a curated record. The transcript has a single exon. The annotation marks the transcript as partial.